This is a messenger RNA of Lathyrus oleraceus (garden pea), 1214 nucleotides long. RefSeq lists its product as uncharacterized. The record is from RefSeq and is a predicted model, not a curated record. NCBI's taxonomy places the organism in Eukaryota, Viridiplantae, Streptophyta, Magnoliopsida, Fabales, Fabaceae. Bases 224 to 910 code for a protein of 228 amino acids. Gene Ontology annotation, cellular component: cytoplasm; eukaryotic translation initiation factor 3 complex. The transcript is spliced from 7 exons. Gene Ontology annotation, molecular function: translation initiation factor activity.
CCAUAUGUUGGGUAUCUAGAAAUUACAUAUACAAAACUCAUUAUUUAUAUUUAUAAUAUCGAUAAUAUUAUUUUUAUUUCAUCGCGUCACUUUGCAAAGUUGGAGUUCUUCCAUUUCGUUUAACCUAGCACAAUCUGCCGCCGCCGCCACCGUAAUUCAAGCCCUCCGCUGGAACGGUUUUUGUUAUCCAGUCUGGUUUAUUGACCUUGUGAAAUCGGAUCAAAUGGAGGAUGAUUGGGAGGAAGAGAAGUUGGCACCUAUUGAACUUAAGUUACAAGAGCCGCCUAAACUUAAAUGGGAAGAUGAAGAUGUUGAUGAAGAUGAUGUUAAGGAUUCUUGGGAGGAUGACGAUGAGCCCGCUCCUGCACCUGCAGCACCUGCAGUAAAAACAACUGAAAAGGCUCCUAAAAAAUCUUCUGAAAAAGCUACUGAUAAGAAGGGUAAGAAAGUAGAACCAGUAAAGGAAGAACCACUGGAUCCUCUAGCUGAAAAACUUCGCCAACAAAGACUAGUUGAAGAAGCAGAUUACAAGUCAACUAAGGAAUUGUUUGGUGGGGCCAAUGAUGAAAAGAACAUCGAUACUUUCAUACCGAAAUCUGAGGGUGAUUUCUUGGAGUACGCAGAGCUCAUCUCACACAGGCUUCGUGCUUUUGAGAAAAGUUAUCAUUAUAUGAAUCUACUGAAGUCUGUAAUGAGAAUAUCCAUGACUUCUCUAAAAGGAGCCGAUGCCAAAGAUAUUGCAUCUUCCGUAACUGCCAUUGCAAAUGAGAAGAUUAAAGCAGAGAAGGAAUCCAAUGCUGGUAAAAAGAAGACAGGUGGCAAGAAAAAACAGCUUAAUGUUGACAAGCCAGAUGAAGAUUUUGUUGCCGCUGAUCGAUACGAUGCUUUGGAUGAUUUUGAUUUCAUGUGAAAACUGUUGAUUGUCUUAGUAACGGGCUUCAACUGUUUCUACAUUGGAAAUUGGGACAAGACCCUUCGGCAUAACCUUGUUCAAAAUUGAAGAGUUCUGUCCUGUAUUUUGUCCAAUAAGAGUGUGCAUCAGUAGUGUCUUUUCUUUACAUUUUUGUCACCAUUAUACUUGGAAGUUGGUUGAUCUUUCACUAGAUGAUUUAUACAGGUUAAAAGUUUGAAGAUGAAUGUGUAUUAAACAUUGGAUAUUGCUUUUACCUUGGGUACAUUCAUGUUGGAUUGUAAGAAUAGAACAUGCUUUGGCU